This is a messenger RNA of Anopheles cruzii, 972 nucleotides long. RefSeq lists its product as uncharacterized. Bases 1 to 972 code for a protein of 323 amino acids. Lineage: Eukaryota; Metazoa; Arthropoda; Insecta; Diptera; Culicidae. The record is from RefSeq and is a predicted model, not a curated record. The transcript is spliced from 5 exons.
AUGGCAGAUCGGACGAACGGACCGACGCUGGCCUGCGGUGGCACAUCGUUGGUGAAGACGACCACGCUCAUCGCGCCGACCAACGCCGGGGCCAACGGUGUAACGUGCGUGUACACCAUCCGCGCGCUCAACCUACGCAUCUGCCAGCUACGACUGGACUUUAACUCGUUCAGUUUGGCCCAACCGACGCUCGAUCCGUACCCGGUCUGCAUCAACGAUGCGCUGACGGUCCAGAACAUGGAUUUCAACCUUUGCGGCGAAAACUCCGGCCAGCACGUUUACGUGCCAUUCAGUCCGACCAGUGCCGAUCGGACGCUAACGAUCACGUUCCGGAUCGCAAGCCGAUCGCACAUCCCGACACUCGGUAACCCGCACUGGAGUGUCCGGGUGCAGCAGCUCGAGUGUCCCGCCGGUAUGCCGAUGGCCAUGCGGGCCCUCCUGCUGCCCGAGCCGCAGCCCCAACCCGAGCCGCAGGCCCGCACCCACCACAACGAUCUGGGUGAUCUGGCCCCGGCCGGCUGUUUGCAGUACUUUAGCGAACCGAGCGGCACGGUGGAGUCGUUUAACCUCGGCAACGGCGCCGGCGGAGUCGGUCCGUAUCUGGGCGGCGUCAACUACGCCAUCUGCUUCCAGCGUGGCCGCACGACUCGGUCACUGCGGCUCAGCAUGUCCACCUUCGAGAUCGCGUCCAGUGCCGAUCCCACCGACGGUAACGUGGGCUUCGACGAGCUGUGCUACUCCAACAUCCCGCUGCAGGUGCGCUCCGAGGACAACCUGCACAUCCCGAAUGCGGUCUUCCAGCUGCCAUCGUUUCCGCUGCUGCGGGCCGAACGGUUCUGCAGCCGCAGCCUGAUGAACGCCAACGUGGACGUGACCUCGCCUGGACCAUUCGUGAUGUACUUCAACAGUGAUCGGCUGUACGAGCCGACGCGCCCAGAGGUGGGCUUCCGCCUGCAGUACCAGGUGCUCUAG